Molecule: messenger RNA, 1221 nt
Organism: Eimeria tenella
Lineage: Eukaryota; Apicomplexa; Conoidasida; Eucoccidiorida; Eimeriidae
Exons: 7
Coding region: 1-1221 (406 amino acids)
Source: RefSeq, a predicted model, not a curated record
AUGACGCAAAAGAGGCCGCUGGAGGCCCCCGUGUGGGCCCCGUUGUUUCAGUUUCCCAGAGUUGAAUUCGGCCCGCUGGCUGCAGCAGUUCAGGAGCGAUCUUGGCGCUUCUGCGCCGCCUCUUCGCUGAAACUUGAAUUAAAUGAAGUCUUAAUGGACCAGAAUAGCAGCAGAGGCGCUUCGCUGCUGCUGGAGCGCACGCGGACAGUGCAGCUGCAGCACUUGCGCAGCCACAGCUGCCGAGCGGCGCAGCAGCAGCAGCAGCAGCUGCUGGAGUGGAAGCGCCCCAGGCUUCCGCGCAUGCAAGGAACCACCCGCGCAGCAGCAGUGGUCCACUGGUCACCUGUCUUCAAGUACAGCUUUCUGCCUUAUUCGCAAGUGCUGCCCGCGGCCGCGCUGCUGCCGAUCCCGGCUUCAGGUGUACAUACACCUCAGGCAGCCAGCUGCAUGCAAAGCGCCACCGCCAACUUAGCAGCAGCAGCAGCAGCAGCAGCAAAAAGGCCGCAGGCCAUUCGGCUUUCCGGGCCUGGGGGCCGCUGUUUGUGGCGAGUUGCGGUGUACAGACACCUGGCGAAACGCCAACGCAGCACUUCUGGGGCACUUCAGCAGCAAAAGGAAAUGAUGCAGCAGCGCCGCUGCUGCUGCUGGAUUGCCCGGAGCCCCUUUGCAGUAAGCUAUGGUGUACAGACACUCGAAAAGAGCUUUAAUGCUGCAGCAGAAGCAGCAGGAGCAGAAGCAGCAGCAGCAGAAUUUAUCUCGCAGCCGAGAUCUGCUGCUAGCAGCAGGUGCGUGCCUGGAGGCGAUUUGCUGCUGGAGCCCUUAGAGGAGCCGCCGGCGCCUGCAGCAGCAGCAGCAGCAGCUGCUGCAGCAGCGGGAGCAGCAGCAGCAGCAGCGGCGCUGCAUGUUUUUGUGGACAAGUUAGAUGGAAUUGAAUUCAAAGACGCUCGAACUGUGGAGCUGCGAGUUGACGAGCAGACCAGAGUUCUUUAUGCCGUGGGGGAGCCGCAGGAAGAAGAGCUGUUGGAGCAGCUGGGGAGUUUGCCGAUUAAAAUCUGCCGCUGCUUUCUGGUGGCGCAGAGCUGGGGCUGGGCCUUCACGCUGAAGGCCGCAGCGGCGCUGUCUGCAGUUUCUCGGCCUCAAGUGCUGCUGCUGCUGGCCUUCUCUCCAGAACACGCGAGGUCUAUCUUGCACGCCGUGGCGGCCAGCGGGCAGCAGCGGUGA